Molecule: messenger RNA, 2109 nt
Organism: Ornithodoros turicata
Lineage: Eukaryota; Metazoa; Arthropoda; Arachnida; Ixodida; Argasidae
Product: kin of IRRE-like protein 1
Exons: 5
Coding region: 235-1179 (314 amino acids)
Biological process (GO): synapse organization
Cellular component (GO): neuron projection membrane
Source: RefSeq, a predicted model, not a curated record
ACCGAUUUGAUCUGGAGAACCCGGGCAGGCAAGGACGUCGUUUGAGCUUGUGGCCGCAUCCACGGUGAAAUCAGUCUAAAUAUCGUUUUCUGGAGGAUAUCCUGCUUACUCCCGUGUGACGAAAGGGUUGUGGUGAAGAGAGAGGAAACAGAGGAGGUGUCAUAUCCGCUGUGUGUGUCGCCGGUGCUUGUCGCGAAUAUGUGCUGCAGUUUCGGCUGAAUGUGAUCGUCUGCCAUGAAAGCGAUGGAUUGCCGACGUGUUUCCUACUUUCAUACUGACCUUAUCGCGUCUCGGAUGUCCCAUAUCGUUGUCCUAUUCGGUACUCUCCUCAGCUUGGCCCUGCUCAGUUCCCAAGGCCUAGCGGAUGCAUACGUACGUUCCAAGCACUAUGGUCACCACUACCGGAAUUCCAACUCACGGGCCGCAAGGACACUUGAAGGGGACCCAGUACCCUACUUCGACAACAGUACCUCGCGGAAUGUCACCACGAGUGCGGGAAAGGCCGUCUUUCUGCCCUGCGUAGUGCGACAUCUUGGAGACAGAACGGUGUCGUGGAUACGUCGUCGGGACCUGCACGUUCUGACUGUCGGUCGGUUUACAUACACUUCCGACCAGCGUUUCCAGACCAUCCACUUGGACUCCACUGACGCGUGGACACUCCAGAUCCAGUAUCCGCAAAAGAGGGACGCUGGCGUCUACGAGUGUCAGGUCAGCACGCUGCCCAAGAUAUCGCGCUUCAUAACGCUCAACGUCAUUGUAAGCAAGGCUGAGAUUCCGGGCGGCCCAACCCUCUAUCUGAACAGUGGCAGUACGCUCAACUUAACGUGCGAAGUCCUGGAGAGCCCGAUGGCACCAGACUACGUGUUCUGGUACCACAACGGCAAGGUGAUCAACUACGACGUCAACCGGGGCAUCGCGGUGCACACGGAGAAAAGCCCGCACACUCGCAGCAGGCUCCUAGUCAGCAACGCUCAGCCAACCGAUUCUGGAAACUAUUCGUGCGUUCCAUCAAACGCCGACGCAGCCGACAUCUCGGUACAUGUACUCAAUGGUGAGAAUCCGGCCGCCAUGCAACAUGGCAAACGCACAUCAAACGCCAUGCUCAACACCUGCUCUCCUCUUGCUCUAUACUCAGCCGUCUUCAUCGUGAUUUUACAAAGAGUCUGGCAACAACGGUGACAUGGUGGGUGAGCGUCACUUCCUGGGGCACAUGAUCAACAUAAACAGUUGCCAAUCAUUGCUGUAGUGACGUCAUGCUGGAACAGCCACCACCAGGUGUCGCUAUAAAACUCAGCAGUGACUCUCAUCACCUUUGUGUGAUACUGUACAUAACUUAGUGUGCAAUAGUGUGAACAAGACUUCAGCAACGUUCCAUGAACUGAAUCAUACGUGCUGCAAGUGCAUCACGGAACAUCAGCGUGCAUCGUGAGUGUGUCACAUGAGCAUCAGUGAAUGCAUCGGGUGCACUAGAGGUGCAUCAAGUCUUCAUCAAGUGUGUCGAGACAGACCCUCAUCGUGGCAUUCCUUUCUGCAGAGUGCGAGUUUGUCUAAUGGAGGGAAGACAUGAAUCACGUGAUCGAACACGUUACCCGUAGUUUACCAGUACACGCGUAGUAGCGUUGAUUAUGAUUGGGGGAAAGAGAGACUGUUGUUGAGAAACAGCCAACGAGAAAGGACGAUGCCAUAGUUCCUCACGUACGCGGCGUCAGAUGACUUUCUAUGACAAUUACCUGUCAUAUCUUUUUUUAAGACCACAUCUUUUUGUCCUCGUUGAAUGUGAAGAUUUCGACUUGUCGUUCCAACGCGUUUCUUAUCUUCAAUGUAAGGUAUUCGUUCGAGAUUUCGUUUUUUGUCUACGCGAGUGUCAAGGGCACGACACUGCUGGUCAGUUCUACCAUUAAGGGAGAGAUGAGGAAGAGAAUAUUUUGUUUACUACCUUGAGGUGAACUUCAUCGUUCUUCGUUCGACGUUGCCCGCGAUCCAUUUUUAUGAUUCCGUACUUCUAGUCUGUGCACAUCUUUCUGCGCGAGCAACUACAUUGUAGUUCAUGUAAUAUAUAAAGAGAGAUCGUAAAGUCUGUAAGUAAUAAAAUAUGUUUGGGGUACCGUU